Molecule: messenger RNA, 1686 nt
Organism: Exophiala spinifera
Lineage: Eukaryota; Fungi; Ascomycota; Eurotiomycetes; Chaetothyriales; Herpotrichiellaceae
Exons: 3
Coding region: 1-1686 (561 amino acids)
Molecular function (GO): protein binding
Source: RefSeq, a predicted model, not a curated record
AUGGCCGCUGCUGACAUAGCGCAGCCUUGCCGGUUGUUGAGCCUGCCAGACGAGUUGAAACUGCACAUCGUCAACUAUCUCGAUGUGCGCAGGGAUCUCUACAACGUGUCGAGAACAUGUCGUACUCUCGAGGACACAACCAUGGCUCGCCUCUAUCACGAUGUGGACCUGAGUUUAUCGGAAGCCAAAGCCUCGGGCACACCCCUUCUCCGGGCUCCAGUGACCCAAUCUGUUCGACAUAUCACGCUGAGGAACGAGAGAACGAGGAAGAGAGCCACGGAGAGUCCAUCCCAGCAUGAGCAGGUGAACCAGUUGCUGGACAUCAUACCUGCAGGCCGACUGAUCAGCUUUUUGUUGCUCCAUCAUACUGCCCUAACGGCGCAGACUCUGGAACUCCUCAUACAUCGCCACGGGACCACUCUGCAGUCUCUCGCUUUCUGCGAGCUCGCUUCGGCGCUGGAACCGACCGUCGUCCCCUCGAACCUGACCAGCCUUGAAUGCAGGACUAUCAACGAUGGAGAGGGAGUCGAGAAGAUAAUGUCAGCAAACACAAAUACCUUGCAAAGGAUAUACUUGGGACAGGAAAAGCCGCUGCUGAUGGGCUAUCACCGCUCCAGAUUUGGCUCCUUGGAGCGGAUCCCACAGCCAAAGGACACAUUCUUCACCGCGGCUUUUGCUGUGGGAAACAUGCCACGCCUGCGCGACCUCUCACUCUCUGGCAUUGACUUGAUUCCCCUUCGACCCUCGUCAAUCCCUCAGAUCGAGUUCUUCUGCUGCCUCGAACGCCUUUCCUUGGAGUCUUGUCCCGGCACCGCCGAGUUUCUCGACCUAUUAGCCACGGGCUUUGGCUGGGUGACACACUCACCAGAUGCUCCUCAGAACCCGCGCACCCUUCCAUCACUGAAACACUUUUUCUUGCGGCACGAAAGUCCUACGGCCGCGCUCAAAGACGCCCUGGUUCACUUCACCACCUCAUUCACUGGUCUCCAAACGCUGUCGUUGCUCUUCGAAAAUGCAACCAUCCUCGAGCGCCCUUCGACUCUGAUCGCCGGACACGGCCCUACACUGCGCACACUGGUCCUUGAAGCGCGCAUCCAGCCUCGCGAGCACCUUGGCCUCGACACGUCUCGACCUUUUGGUGCCGGCGGAUACUCGUCGGAUGUCUGGGUGGACACCAUUGACGACAUUGCACGCCUCUGCCCGAACCUGGAACAGCUCGGCAUGGGCUUCCCCUGGAGCGACGAGAUGGUGAGGCUGCGCAAAACCUCGCUCCCGGCCCUUGCGGGCCUCAAGACCAUGCACGUGCGUAACUUUCCCGAGAACCGCCUCCACUCCCAGGUCGGCGACUACACCAUCAAAGAGUACGCGACCAAGUUCAUCGAAUGGGCCUUUCCGCAAAUCUCUGUCCACUGUAAGCCAAGUCUCGAGCACCUCGCGAUCGGUCCCACGAUACACGAGAGUCGUUGGAAGAUGGGUUUCGGCGGUGGCGGCGAUGGUGUCGGCGUCAGGUCUCUUCCUCAAAAAAUUCCCGAGUUCCUGAGAACUCAUCACUUCUGUCUGGACUGGGCGCAGACGCGAUUCGGACGCUGGAGUCCACUGAUCACUCCGGUAAGCGAGAAAUUCAUGGAAGAAACGACAGGGGAGAAACCUCUCAAGGGUGUAUUUGAGCCGGUGUGGUUGAAAUAA